This is a messenger RNA of Protobothrops mucrosquamatus (brown spotted pit viper), 315 nucleotides long. Its product is annotated as histidine triad nucleotide-binding protein 3-like. The annotation marks the transcript as partial. NCBI's taxonomy places the organism in Eukaryota, Metazoa, Chordata, Lepidosauria, Squamata, Viperidae. The transcript has 3 exons. Gene Ontology annotation, molecular function: catalytic activity. The record is from RefSeq and is a predicted model, not a curated record.
UAUGAAGAUUUGGUAUGCUUCCGAGAUAUCAGACCAGGAGCGCCUCAUCAUUAUUUAGUGUUACCAAAGAACCACAUUGGAAAUUGCAAGACUCUUAAGAGUGAGCAUAUACCAUUAUUGGAAAGAAUGAUGGCAGUUGGAAAAGCUAUCCUUCAGUGGAGUAAGUGCACUAACUUGGACGAUAUAAGGAUGGGCUUUCACUGGCCUCCCUUUUGCUCCAUAGCUCACUUGCACCUUCAUGUCUUGGCUCCAGCUAGUCAGCUGGGAUUCUUGUCCCGGAUGAUAUACCGAAUCAAUUCCUAUUGGUUUAUUACA